Molecule: messenger RNA, 3525 nt
Organism: Arthroderma uncinatum
Lineage: Eukaryota; Fungi; Ascomycota; Eurotiomycetes; Onygenales; Arthrodermataceae
Exons: 1
Coding region: 1-3525 (1174 amino acids)
Biological process (GO): fatty acid metabolic process
Molecular function (GO): medium-chain fatty acid-CoA ligase activity
Source: RefSeq, a predicted model, not a curated record
AUGGACAGUAUGAGACAGCAACCUGUUGCGCAGACCAAAGACGAACGCCAGCGCAAACCAGCCGAUGAUCUCAUAACGAUAUUCGACACAGUUGCUCAACGACAGCCUAAUGACACCGCCCUGGUGUCUCUUCAUCAGAAAGACCACUUAGGCAUUGGUGCCGUGUGCUGGACUUAUUCGCAACUCCGUGAUGGGAGUGUCCGCCUGGCUCAUCGGUUGGCAGCCGUUGGUUUUAUAAAAGGGAGGCGCAUCGCUACAUUCUUAUACAACGAGAUUGAAUGGGCCGUCCUGUUCCUUGCCUGUGCCCGUCUGGGAUGCCACUUUGUUCCUUUGGAUCCUCGCACGCUUAACACUCCAUCUGAGGCAAUAUAUCUUCUGCGAAAGGUCUGGGCAGAGGGCAUUUUUGUAUCUAAUCUUGCCAUGGCCAAAUUAGUGGAGAAGAUCCUCGAUACAGAAUUAAUGUCCCAGGUGCGAUUAAAAGUCAUCGUUGCGCCAGUCUCGCUGGUACAAAAGGCCGGUGGUAUGUCAAGCGGUUGGAAGAGUCUAUCAGCGAUCAUGGCCGAUCCUGAUCCGUCCGGGAUUGUGCUGAACCAAUUGAAGCACGAUGAUACAAUCCUCAUGCUGGCGACUAGCGGGACCACAUCAUACCCGAAGAUGUGUCCUCAUACAUCCAUCACUAUCGUCACUCCAGCACUCGGAUUGGUAGACCAUUGGUCGCUCACGCGGGAGGAUAGUAUCUGCCAGCAUCUACCGUCUUUCCAUAUUUUUAACAUUGCAAUGAAUCUCGCCUUCUGGGUUGCUGGAGGAACAGUUGUGAUCCCAAGCCCUGAAUUCAACACGGCGGCAACCUUUGCAGGUCUUGCUUUUCGGUCGCGGAUCUGGAUCGCCGCAGUAACAACGAUGAUCCACGCCAUGCACACAUACUCGACCACAGUUGAGGAGGACCUUGCAUCGCCAUAUGGGAUUUGUCUCGGAGGAGGUCCGAUUACCCCAGAGGCUUUGCGUGAGUGUAGAGCACUGGGUGCAAAGAAGGUUGUCGCGGGUUAUGGAACCACCGAAGGCGUUGCGACUUUAUAUAACGUGAUGGAUGUGAGUGAUCCACAGAUUAUUAAUGUGCAAGACAGUGAUGAGAUAUGUCUGGGGACUGCCGUGGCAGGAUCGCACCUAAAAAUCUGCGCGCCGGGCAGCCGGUCACCCUUGCAGCGAAACGAAAUCGGCGAGCUACAUCAAGGAGGAUAUCCCGUCUUUGACGGAUACCACCAGGGUAGCGAGGAGGACAAUGCGACUUGUUACAGGGAGGAUACCAUACCUUGGUUUGCGACCGGGGAUCGUGGGUAUAUGGAUGACGACAGUAACAUUUAUCUGCUUGGGAGAUUCAAGGAUUUGAUUAUUCGUGCUGGAGAGAAUAUCUCCCCGCUGAAGAUUGAGCAAUGUCUGUGCGGCCAACCUGGAGUUGCGACAGCAGUAGUGGUGGGAGCACCCGAUGAUAUCGUGGGCGAAGUUCCUGUGGCCGUCAUCGAGGCAUACCAUGAGCAAGACCGGACUUUCUUCCAGGGUCUUCAGGCUGUGGUAGUGCAAGCGAUGGGACGAUCAUUUGCACCCAAGUUGGUGCUCCAUCUCCAAGAUGAUUUGGGUUGCGAGAAGUAUCCCACCACGACCUCUGGCAAGAUCAAGAAGAAUGUUGUGAAAGAGUGGGUGACGGCCUAUCUCGGAGGAUCAACGACGCAGGCCUUAUCCCCCAUAGAGGCAACAAGUAUCUCGACAGCAAAGGUUGAUAAAGACAUCACCGAGAGACUCACUGCUUGCUGGUCUUCCGUCUCCGGUUUGGAUCCCCAGGACAUCAAACCGGACAUGCCCAUUCGCACUUUCACUGAUAGCACAAUGUUGAUCCAGUUCCUUCAAUUGUCCAAGAAAAUGGAAUGGAAAUUCACACCGAAGGAAUUAUUGACUGCCAACACUAUUUCAAAACAAGCUCAACUGCUCUCCAGAAGGCAAUCUUCACGGCCAACCCUACCAGUGGCGCUGGAUGGCUUAAAUAAGACGAUGGCCGCUAAUAUAAAGCCGGUGGCCACCCAGUUGGGAUUGGACGCGGACGAUAUCGAGGAAUUUGUCCCGAUGACUGACCUCUUCCAGAUGAUUGCAGUCGACCGACCAUUCCCCGGUGUCUGGGACCUGCGUAUUGAUUUCUUAGUCAGACGCGACCUCAGUCCAGAUAAUGUCGCGUCCAUUCUAGAGACAUGGCUACGACGACACGAGCUGCUGCGCAGCGUGGUUGUUGCAGUCGAAAACGAGCGUCCCGUUUACGCAGUGAUGCAGCCCAAUGAAUCUUGGCUCAAACAGCAAAUCAUUUUCGGCCCGGAGGUUGAUGACCUUCAAGAAGUGACCAAAUAUCAGAUGGAUGACUUUGUGGAUUCAAGCCACGGGCCCCUUUGCAAGAUGACCAUUCUACCCCUCCGCCACACAGCGCGCUGUGGGAUGAUCAUUCAUAUCCAUCAUGUUCUCUUCGAUGGAAUGGUGAUGGGACGUUGGAUCCGCGAUCUCAACCAUCUCUUUGACGGAAAACCUCAGCUGAACUGGUAUCCUUACUGUGAAUUCAUGGCCAGAUAUGAAGCUUACCGAGGUACAAUCGACGCAGUGGCGUCUAUUGAGUAUUUUGUCAACAAAUUCAGUGGUAUUUCCGCCGCAAAGGAUGCCAUAUGGGAUGUCCACCGCAUUUUUCGAAGCCUCGACAAGGAUUACACACCCACAGACAAGCCCGGCGCCAAUAUCACGCCUGCGAGAGCGAACCCCGCGACUCUACCAAAUCGAUUCAUCCGCCUUCCAGAGCUCGCACAGAUGCGAUCACAGUUCGGAAUAUCUGCCCCCAUCAUUGCCCUCGCUGCAUGUGCAUUGAUCAAUUUCCGGUACACGGGAGCCCGCGAAGCGAUUUUCACAAACCUCCAGUCAGGCCGAUCAUGGCCGUCUGAUGAUGGGUCCGUCGACAUCGAUAUACUCGAAAUCGCCGGGCCAACUCUACAGAACCUUCCUGUGCGAAUCGCAGUUUCAUCGGAAGAUACCGCCCUUGAUCUGCUGAGUGCGGUGAGACGGGAGCAGGAUGAGAUGAUGCUCCACGAGCAUGUUCCAAUCAAGCGGGUUCAUGAACUAGUAUCGCUAGGGCCAAAUGGAACUGAAGAUUCUGCCAUUCUCUGGAAACUCCUGACUAACAAUCUCUUCAACUGGCUGCUAGAGACAUAUAGACCAGGAUCUGAUGAUGCGCUCGAGCUGCUUUGCAAUACCUCUCUCUCACGAUCAGACUGGGUGUGGCUCCCCAGUCUCUCAGAUGGCGAUGUGAUGCACUGCGGCAUCCACCACGCAGAUGCUGACUUGCCUGUAGAUAAAGCAAACCUCAUUGUAGAGGAGUUCUUGUGUGCAACGGCGUGGUUGGCCGAGCCUGCUAACGCGCAGAACCCCAUUUCAGCGUGUCGGUUUGAGGGAUAUACGGUCGGAACCGUGAAUUCAAUGCAUGAUACACGCAAAAAUCUCUGA